Molecule: messenger RNA, 843 nt
Organism: Mesocestoides corti
Lineage: Eukaryota; Metazoa; Platyhelminthes; Cestoda; Cyclophyllidea; Mesocestoididae
Source: the annotation of a GenBank genome assembly
AUGUGGUCGUAUGGCGAUCUUUGUAUUUACAAAUCCGCUCGUUCUGGUAACUCGUUUGGUUGCGUAAAAGAUGUUGACUGCGACAGCAAGCAAUUGCUCAUUAGCCCCUUGACCCAGGACGACAAAAUUGAAUGGGUGCCUGCUGCUUAUGCUGUCCCAAUCAGUAGUGAAAAGGCGUUAAGUUCAACUGAGCUGCAGGUCCGUCAGUUCGCCGGAAAAGUAUUUUCCGAAAGUGAGUCGGCCAAGUCGCUUUGGAAUGUCGGGGAUAUUUGUGUGUGCCGGUGGAGAGAAGACGGUGAAUGGUACUAUGCCGAAAUCGUCAAAAUUUUUCCCAGCACACAGACAUGCUUGGUCUCAUUCCUCUACUACGAGAACGCGGAGUCCGGCAUACGUUUGAGUAAUAUUUUCCCCGUUGAUGCACCCGAAGCUCGUCUGGUAAAGGAUGAAGAUAAUAUUCGGAUUGCGUGCGAUCGUCUCAGGCGCGUGGUAUCUGUUGAGGAACUGUGUCCGCAGCUCGAAUGCAUGAGCACAUCGGAAGCUGCGCAGCCAACACUCAUGGACUCCGACAGUCAGGUGAAAUGGGCGGGUGAAGGUGCCCCGCCGCCGCCACGGUCGGGUCCAGGCGAGCAGGAAGUUGGCGCUGCAAUGCCGACGGAAAAACCAGCUGAGCAGCCCAGUCUGCCCGUGCCACCACCACUCGCGCUGCCCCCGAACUGGCGCAGUCUGCUGCUUUCUUCUUAUGGCGACGACGAAACAGCUUUUCGGGCUCUUCUCACUUCCUGGUUCAUGUGUGGAUACUACACCGGGUAUUUCGAGGGACUGAAGGACGGGAAAUCUAAGUAA